AGAAAAGGAAAAAAGGGGGAUGAAAUUAGGGUUUCGAAGGUGUAUAUGAGAGCCACCGAAUGUUCCACCCAUUUUCAGCUGCUUUGGGGAAGAGGACUAUCGUUUUCCUUUCGGAAUUUUCAUUUUGAAUCUUUCAUUUUCCAUUUGAAAUCAUGGGAAAGGGUCCCGGUCUCUACUCUGAUAUCGGCAAAAGAGCCAGAGAUCUUUUGUACAAAGACUACCAGAGCGACCACAAGUUCACCAUCACCACCUACUCCCCCACUGGAGUUGCUAUAACAUCUUCUGGAACGAAGAAGGGUGACCUAUUUUUAGCUGAUGUUAAUACUCAGCUGAAGAACAAGAAUAUCACAACUGAUAUCAAAGUUGACACAAGCUCCAAUCUUGUCACAACUAUUACUGUUGAUGAACCUGCUCCUGGAUUGAAGGCAAUAUUUAGUUUCAAGGUUCCUGAUCAAAGGUCUGGUAAGGUGGAACUGCAAUAUUUGCAUGAUUAUGCAGGAAUCAGCACAAGUAUUGGGUUGACAGCCAAUCCUAUUGUCAACUUUUCUGGUGUUGUUGGAACGAAUCUUCUUUCCCUUGGUACCGAUCUUUCAUUUGACACCAAAACUGGAAACUUCACCAAAGUUAAUACCGGACUGAGCUUCUCCAACGCAGACCUAAUUGCUUCCCUGACCUUGAAUGACAAGGGUGAUACAUUGAGUGCAUCAUACUACCAUUUGGUGAACCCUUUGACUAGCACGGCUGUCGGUGCGGAGGUUGCUCAUAGCUUUUCCUCCAACGAGAAUACCAUAACGGUUGGAACCGUACAUGCACUAGAUCCGCUGACCACGGUGAAGGCUCGGGUGAACAACUUCGGCAAGGCAAGUGCUCUUAUCCAGCACGAGUGGCGUCCGAAAUCAUUCUUCACUGUAUCUGGGGAGGUAGACACCAAAGCAAUUGAGAAGAGUGCAAAGGUUGGACUAGCUUUGGCCCUCAAGCCAUGAUAGGACAUUUUAGUCGCUAUGGCCGGAGGAAUUAAGGUAGGGCUUCUGGUACGUAGCCAACUUGUUUGUCUAAACUUUUGAUGAUACGAUGUUGAUGUCACUCCAGUUGUUUCGGGUUGUAGAAAUAAAUGUUAAGAUGAUGGUGUCAUAGACAACCUAUUUGGUACCCUUUUUUUGGCACUCUGAAUCAGGGCCCUUUUGAAACCAAGGCAGAUGAAACUUGUUGAGGAGAUUUACCAUUGAGAUAUUGUUCCAAUUUUUUUUAAUGCCUCUGUAUUCCAUUCAAGCCCCCACCCGCAAAAAAAGAAAAAGAAUAGAGAAUAAACGUUCUACCACUGUACUGCUGGUUUUUCCAA
This is a messenger RNA of Momordica charantia (bitter melon), 1339 nucleotides long. Its product is annotated as mitochondrial outer membrane protein porin of 34 kDa. NCBI's taxonomy places the organism in Eukaryota, Viridiplantae, Streptophyta, Magnoliopsida, Cucurbitales, Cucurbitaceae. Gene Ontology annotation, cellular component: mitochondrial outer membrane. Gene Ontology annotation, molecular function: voltage-gated monoatomic anion channel activity. The record is from RefSeq and is a predicted model, not a curated record. Gene Ontology annotation, biological process: monoatomic anion transmembrane transport.